GCAAGGGUGGAGCCAACAGCAAUGUAGGAUGUAUCGACUGAGAGGAUCACUGGGGCCAGGGACGUGUAGUCGAGAGGACGGAGCGCCGACAAAUGGGACGUCUUUUCGGGUCAGCGAUACGAGAGGGCUUGCCCGGCGUGCAAAAUCACGUAUGAACAUUCGUACCACGCCAACCGUGCCAAGGAAAGCACGGACUUCGGACAGAUCACGGCACGGUCCCCAACUGGCUAUCUUCUCGACGCGGGAGGGGUCAGGGAUGCGCCCUUCGUACGUGCAGACGUGGCCAAGGACGGUGAUCGUUUCGGCGCAUAAAAUGGCCUUGGGCCCAGAAAAGUGCUCCCAGACAAAUCGUCGAAUCCCCGGAUUGUCUGGAAUGACCUCGUACCCGCCGCCGGGGAGCUCGUAACGGGUGGAUGGUCCACGGACUGGGGUGUCGUCGAUGUAGGGAAUUGUGAAGUGAGGGAUUUCGGGCUGAAGGAUGAAGGUAAACUGAGAUCAAGGAUGCCGCCACAUGCGCGGCCCGCAAACUGCUCGGCAACUUGAUCGGUGAGUGGUGGAACACCCGAGUGCUGAAUGGUGACCGCGUUUAGCGGCUCGAGACUGUGCACAAGACGGAGGCUGCUGCCGUCCUUCUUUACCACGCAGAACCAGCGCGACCGGUAUGAUGAAUUUGACGAUGCCCGGUGGAACGGGAAUGUUGCGCUGGACCCAUGGCUUGUGUGGGACCACUGGCAUGAUCACGGGGUGAAAGAAGUCGACACAUGAAAUGGUGCAUUAAUCGUCGUUCCUCGGGCCACAGGAAGUCCCCGGGAUGAAGGGAGUCGAUGAUAUCGUGGCGCUCUGAGGUAUAGCGGCCAGUCGGGACAAAUGGAGGAGGAUGGGGAUCGAGGGUAGGAAGGGAGGCAAGUGGAUCACCCCGUAUUUCACGGACAAUUCGAAAGUGCUCGGGUAGAGUACCAAGGACAGGGCGCACUUUUUGCGCUACCGGUUUGUAUCGUUUCUUGGCAAACACGUCGACAUGGGAGGCGGCAUAAGGAUUGGACGCAGAUGUGGAUUGGUCAUAGAGAGGGACAGACACGUCGUAUGGAGUGAAGAUAGCUGGCGAUGCGAACGGCAGAAUGAACGGGGGAGUUGAAUCCCCCGGUGGGGACUCGGACCCCGCAGUAGAUAACGGUUGUGCGUUUGAGUAUGCAUACUGCAAUUUUUC
This is a messenger RNA of Mycena citricolor, 1207 nucleotides long. NCBI's taxonomy places the organism in Eukaryota, Fungi, Basidiomycota, Agaricomycetes, Agaricales, Mycenaceae. The record is from the annotation of a GenBank genome assembly.